This is a messenger RNA of Drosophila navojoa, 1061 nucleotides long. RefSeq lists its product as uncharacterized. Lineage: Eukaryota; Metazoa; Arthropoda; Insecta; Diptera; Drosophilidae. The record is from RefSeq and is a predicted model, not a curated record.
AAAGCUUCCAGCCUUCCAGCUUGAAGCUCAGAUGCACAAGGUGGUGCUGCCAGCUCUCGAGAGCCUCUUUGACGAUGUUCAGAAAAAAAUCAAUUUCACACCUAGGAGCUACGUGAGUAAAAGCAGUCUGUAUUUAGAUUAUCUUCCAGCCACGGGCUACUGAUUCGUCACCAAACUAAAUGGUCUAGACCAAUUGGCAAUGGAGGUGAUCCUAUCAAGGGUAGCUGCUUAUCAUGCGGCUUCAGCGUGUUAUUUGCAAUCGAAUCGAGACCAAUUGAAUGAGUUUCCUUCAUAUAAAGAACCAGAUCAAACCUUAAUAGCAAAAAAGAGCUGGAUACAGCAACAAUUUUAUGAGAGUCUGAGGGCUAACGGCCUGAGGCAAUUUGAAGAUAAGGUGAAAUCCUAUCAAAGGACUUUAUCUAGUCGCGUCAAAGCACCUGAUUCGAAAAAGUCCUUCACUGUUAUUUUGAACGGAGCUUGUUGCUCGAACAAUUUACUUGGCUUAUUUGAUGAGUUUGGACAGCUUCGAGAUGUGGUUUUCAAUGAUUUUGGUAGUGCUAAUAUUGGACCUGCUGUACACGAUCUGCUGCAACUGCUGCUAACUGCGCCAGCAGCCAAAACUGAAAAAUUCGAUGGAUUUUCAAGAUUCUAUGUAGAGAAACUAGCGGAAAUUUUGAAUUUGUUGAAUUUUAAGGGAAAGUUUCCUUCCUUAACCGACAUACAACUGGAUAUGCUUAGCUAUAGACGACACUGGGUAUUUAAGACAGUCACAGAAACUCUGCCCAUUGUACUGGGUGAAUUGGAAUAUGGAAUAUGGAAGAUGCUUCGGAGAUCUGCAAGUCACCAACAUAUUCAAAAGAAAUCAAGACGCUGUUGCCCUGGCUGGAAAACCGCCGUUACUUUGAGGUUGAACAUAGCAAAUGAAAUUGAUUACUUGGAAAACUUGUACGGAUUGCGUAAAUAAUGAGUAACAACAACCACCUGAUAAUACCCCUAAGAGGCACACUUCCAACUGCAACAUACAACAUUAUUUGAAGCCCAAUUUGCGUGCGAACUGUGGC